AUGACAACGACCCUGAUCAAUACACUCUUACUACUGGCCAUUAUUUUAAUGCUAUCAAUCAAUUUAUCCUAUUUCUGCGGAAAAGAACCAAGUCAUUAUGCAGCUAUUGAUGAUGAAAGGUUCUCAAUGGAAAAUAUUACAAAUGAAGCGAAGAACAAAGACUCCAGAUGUUAUGGAUGUGAUCGAGAUUUAGUUUGUGUGCUCAAAGAGCAGUAUACACGAUUUCAAAUGAUUGUCGAUGGAUCUCUAAGAAGUUAUUCUUAUGAAGACCGACAUUUUGCUCCAAUGUCAUGGUUUUGUGAUUUUGAUCCUGACACUAUCAAGAAUUAUCAGUUUUUGUAUUUUGGAGAAACCGAGGAACAACAAAGCCAAACGAUUAGUGAUUUGAUGGAUGUGUUAGAUACCCAUGGAGUUGACAAUCACACUAUCUCACAUAUAUUCGAUGAGCUUUCAGCCAAUCGCACCAAGCACAGUACAAGCGGGUCUCAAAUCAGGAGAAAAGUGGGAGAAGAAUUGAGAAAAUCCAGAGAGGCCAUGCGCUACUUAUAUUAUAUUUAUGAGAACGAUUAUAGAGUUUUCAAUUUGAAAUCACCUUUUAUUUAUCACAAAGUUUGA
Messenger RNA from Caenorhabditis briggsae, 615 nucleotides. NCBI's taxonomy places the organism in Eukaryota, Metazoa, Nematoda, Chromadorea, Rhabditida, Rhabditidae. Gene Ontology annotation, cellular component: membrane. Gene Ontology annotation, biological process: positive regulation of response to oxidative stress. The record is from RefSeq and is a predicted model, not a curated record. Gene Ontology annotation, molecular function: chondroitin 4-sulfotransferase activity. The coding region runs from base 1 to 615 and encodes 204 amino acids. The transcript is spliced from 3 exons.